CAAAUAAUCCGAUUUUUGAAAAAUAAUCGAAAAGUUAAUAAAUUAUAAUAGCUAAUUAGAUGGCGAUUCUUUUUAAUUAUUUAACAUCAUAAUUUUACUUCACAUAAAAAUUUAGAGCCAUAAUUGUAGAUUAAGUUGUAAUUUAAGACAAAAUAAUGUCUAAAAAGAAAAUAAAAUUAGGCCCCACUUACAAUUGCACACAGUGUGGCAAGCAAUUCAGCAAAUUGGGCCUGUUACAAGCUCACAGGAGUACUCACAGCGCAGCCAUGUUCGCCUGUAAAGAAUGCAAGUACAUCGGCACCACAAAGAAAUACCUCGCUCGUCACGUCGAACGGACACACCGGAAGAGCAAACUCGUGAUAAAGUGCGAAUUUUGUAAAAGACGGUUUCAAUUUAAGAGCCAGAUGGAGCAUCACAAGCUUGUUCACACAGGUGAAAAACCCUACAAAUGCAAGACAUGCGGCAAGGGCUUUAAUUCGCAUUAUUCUUUGAAUACGCAUCAGUUUAUUCACACGGGCCAAAAGCCAUUCCAGUGUUCGUUCUGCGACUACGCGUGCCGAGACAGUUCCACGCUGAGAAGGCACCAACAUCGCCACAUGGGCAUCGAGACAGUGUUCAACUGUACUCAAUGCGACAAGCAAUUUAAGAAAAAGUCGCAACUCAAAGUGCAUGUAGCCGAGAAGCAUCUGAACAUAUGUGUGCGGAACCACGAAUGUAAACAGUGCGGAAAGAUGUUCAGGACACAGAAAGAUGUCGGACUACAUGUCAGGAACGUGCACGAGCGCGCUUUCGUGGCCCGCUGCGAGCUGUGCGGGCGCGUGAGCAGCUCGCCGCAGAACCUGGCGGCGCACCUGCGCACGCACGCGCCGCUGCGCCCCUUCGCCUGCCCCACGCCGGGCUGCCCCGUGGCCUGCCGCGACCGGGGCGGCCUCCGGCGCCACGUGGCGGAGAAGCAUUCGGGCGUGCGGCCGCACCGCUGCGACCACUGCGGCAAAGGAUUCUACCGGAAAGCUCACUUGAGAAGACACGUGAACACCCACGCGCCGCGGCGUCGCGCCGUCCAGUGCGACUACUGCAAAGUGUUUUUCUACUCAAAAAAUUACUUAAUAAAGCACAUAAACGACAUGCACAACCCGAAAGCACCUCAAUUGGAAUGUGACGAGUGCGGCUUUAUCACGAGGAACAAAAUUGGCAUGAUCCUGCACUUGAAGGGCAGCCAUGCACCACCGGAAGUGGAAUGCAAGAUCUGCCAUUCGAUAUACAAACGACCGACCUACUUGAAGCUUCAUUAUUUACGAACUCACGGCAUCAGAUACAAGAUGAAACAACGCAAACCGCCCGUGGUGGUGAAAGAAGAACCAGCAGGAUCUGAUGAUGACGACACGUCUUUAGAUCUCUUCGAGGUUGACAAACACGAAUUGGACGACGUUUCAGACACCGAAGCCCAAAAGACAUUAAGCGAGCUUCUGGAAGUAAUUUCCUCAAACCAAACAACUAUACAAGAGCUAGAUGAUCCAGUAAGUUUGAGAGAAAUACAACCCAUGAGGGAAAUUAUUGAAGCAGCGCAAGAAAUUCAAGAAGUUUUAAAUGAUGACUCGAACAACCACAAAGCUGUCGACGAUGUUGACAAAUCUGUUAAUGACAAUGUGAAAAAGUGUACAAGACAACACAAAGGUCAAUCAAAACGUGGAAUUACUGUGCAAUAUAUUGACACUUCUACAAAAGACAAUGCGAAAAAGUUUAAACGUAAAAAAAGGGCAACCACAGAUCAAGAUAAAGAAAUAAAAUAUGAUAAAUCAUCGGAAGACGCUAACACUUCCAUUAAAGACAGUACAAAAAUGUCUAUGCAAGACAAAGGACUGAAUCAAAACUUGGCAUUAUACAAUGAACUUCAGGAAUUAGUGCAUGAACAGAAAACUGCACAAGACGUCAAAGACUUACAAAUUGAAAAUUUACAAGAAAAUCAAUAUGAUAAUCAUAUUGAAAUUGAAGUACCAUUUGAAAUUCCACAAACAAAAAGAUCAAUGGAUAAAUGUCAACAGUUGACUAUCACUCGAACGCCUGGUCUAGAAAUAGGACUCCGAGAAGUAGAAAUAGUCAAAGAAAUAGAACAACCAAUUGAGAAAAAGGAAAUUCCUAUUGAAGAAGAUAAACAAGCAAUAAAGUUAGUACAAGAUAUACAAACAAUGGAAGAAACAUUAAUUCCAUUUGAAGAUAAACAAAAAGAAGAAUUUGAAACAUGUAUAGAAGAAACUAAAGAGACUAUUCAAGAAACAACUCAGUCAUUUGACGAAAUCACUCACCCAAUUGAAGUAACCACUCAGCCAAUUGAAGAAACCACACAUCCAACUGAAGAAACCACACAGCCAAUUGAAGAAACCACACAAUCAAGUAAUGAAACCAGUCAGUCAAUUGAAGACGAAGUUAAGAAUUUUGAAUACUCAAAAGUUACGACCAUGAACGACAUACCAAGAAGUGUCUUUGAGAAAUUUUAUACCUCACACAUUUCUUACAUUGGCAAUAAAGAAAAAGAUCCUCAUCCAAACGUGGAAGAAAAUCUGCAAAAGGAAGUUACAAAACUAAUUCAACAGAAGUUAACUGAAGUGAGACAGAAGAAGCAGGUCAAAGCGUUGGAGCGAGCGAGACGGCAAUAUAACCAGCGGAUGAAGAGGUUUUUGAAUAAUGCUGAUAAGAAAAAAGAAACAGUCAACAGAGAAUUCGUCACCAGGAUAUCAAAACAAAAUAAUAAAAUCAACGAUAAUGAUACAAACGACGGUAAUGAUUCUAAUGAUGAAUCAUUGAAAGAUUUUGAAGCAACUAAUGAAGACCUAAAUGACUCGGAAGCAAUUAAUGAGGAUAUCGAUAGUAAAAAUAAUGAGACAUAUUCACUGAGAAAGAGAGAGAAACGCAAAGUAAAUAAUAAUGAAUCAAUAAAUGAUGUUACUGAUGAAUUAGAUAACGACAAUGAUUCUGAUUAUGAAAAUGAUUUUAAAGAUAAGAAACGAACAAUUAACAAGUUGAAAUUUAAUACCCACCAGUGUUAUGUAUGUUUCAAGCUCUACAAAACGAAAUCACUACUCAUAGAUCACUGCAAAGAACAUUUUGAUGUGUGUUCAGAAGAAUUGUUGAAAAAAUGUCCACUAUGUCCGUUUGUUGGCCGCAAAUAUUUUUCAAAACAUUUGAAAGCCAAACACGAUAUUACUUUAAAUAUUAAUUACGGAACAGUUGGCGACAGGAACGACAAUUCCAACGGAUCUAGGUAUUAUUAUAAUAUAAAGAAUAAAAAUAUAGAUAAAAUUGAAAUAAUACCUAGUGUUCAAAAUCUGAACAGGAUAGCUUAUACUAAAAUUGAUAAAAAACGUCGCGAAGAUAAAGAAAAGGCAGUGGCUAAAACUAAAUUAGUAAAAAAAGGUAAAGAAUGGGUGGUUGAGGAUGAAAAAAUUAACAUCAAAGGCAAAGAUUUUAUAUUGCCCAAAUUCGAUAAAGAGUUGCUGAAAAAUAUCACCGGUGGUGACAAUAAUGAAUAUCUAGAUAAUUUAAAGAAACUAUACCAAAUAGCCAAAAAGGAGGGUAAAAAGAUGCUGUUUCCUUGUCAAAACUGUGACAAAAUUUGCCAAAAUUUAUCAGCGUUGACGUUGCACAGUCGAAAACAUGAUCCAAACGCUAAACCUUUUAAGAAAAAGGUUUGGAAGCAUAAACUUAAGAAUGCUAAUGCUAAAUCGAUGGAUAAGUCGACAAAAACGAAUGAAGUAUCGAAUAAUCGACUAGAGAAGCCGAAACCAAUUAAAAAUAAACAUAAAUGUGAUCCAGAACUAAAGGAAUUCUAUGAAAAAAAUAUUCGAGGUGGUGAUAUCGAGUUUUGGCAGUUUUUAAAAAUUUUUAAUAAGAUGGGGCGUGAAAAUAUUAAAGAUUUUAAAGACCUUAGAGGGAGAUUGGAAUAUGGUAUAGAGCCUAUUACUGCUCAAUGUUCCGUAUCUGAAAAUACUGGAAAUGAUGAAGCUAGCACUAAUCCUGGUGCAGCUCCGCCUAAAAAUGAUAUAUCUACCAUUAAUAAUAAUUUAACUACUACUACUAAAGCUAAAAAUAGAGUUAGAGAAGCGAGCAAAGUAGUUAAAGGUGGUGUUUAUAAAAGAGUUGUUAGGUUAAGUAGAAAAGAAUUUCACCGAAGAAACUUGUUAAAACGUCAACUAAGGGAAAGCAUUGCUAAGAAUUUUAAAAACGUUACAGCAUGUCCUAAGUGAGGAGUAUUUGAGGAUUUUUUCUUUAGCAUGUAGUUAAGCGAGUUAAUUGCAAUUGUGGGUGUAAAAAAUACAAGCUGAUUAGUAGCAUGUCCCUAAAUACUACAUUAUGCCCUGGGAAUGGGGGAAUUUGGAAAGCAAAAACGAAACAAUUUAGUUAUAAUUUAAUCAUAAUGCCAUUUCGAGGAUUAAGGUUGCAUGGUUUUGCUAAUACGGUACUUGAAAUUGCUGUGAAAAAUAUGCUCAGUAUAACCUGACUUGAGUAAGAAAUUGAUAAUGACAUCACAUAAUAUAUAGCUGGGAGACUGGUUGAAUGUUGCCAAGAAAAGACGCAUGGAAGAGUUGCAUAAGGCGUACGUUUGAAAGCGGUUCACUAUAAACAUCACUAACUUGUAAAUGGGAUUAUUAUUGUAAAACGUAAAGGCACUGCACCUGAAAAGGCAUUAUUAGAUUUCAUAUAUUAUUAGAAUGACUUACAUUAAGGCGUGCACAGCCCUUCACUGUUGCAUCAAGCAAUUGAUCUAUUAUUGUCAUCUCUAAAUACAAGAAGACUAGGAGAACAGUUUUAUAGAAUUGAAGAAUUCUUUAGCUUCGAUUGCUUUUAUCUCUGGUUGAGACACAUACCUCACGUGCUACCUCAGUAGCAAGUGUCGUGUGUCCAACAAGGGGCAGCAAGGAUAAGAAGGGAGCAGAAAAGUUUUGCUUCACAGAACCUAGUCUUUGCGCGUUUAGUCCGAGUUUGGACUUUGUCAAUAGUUGCAAUUGCCCCUGUCAAUAAUUGCAAUUGCCCUUGUCAAUAAUUGCAAUUGCCAUUGUAAAUUAUUGCAAUUACCCCUGUCAACAAUUGCAAUUGCUCUGAUUAAUGUCACUCAGCUGAUAAGCAAUAUUUUCUUCAUACAUAGAGGUAAUUUUUAAGUUCUUUAUUUUGUUAUAAGUUCUAAUAGAGGUUUUGAUUUUGUUUGCGU
Messenger RNA from Hyposmocoma kahamanoa, 5203 nucleotides. RefSeq lists its product as uncharacterized. The transcript is spliced from 16 exons. The record is from RefSeq and is a predicted model, not a curated record. The coding region runs from base 156 to 4241 and encodes 1361 amino acids. Gene Ontology annotation, biological process: regulation of DNA-templated transcription. NCBI's taxonomy places the organism in Eukaryota, Metazoa, Arthropoda, Insecta, Lepidoptera, Cosmopterigidae. Gene Ontology annotation, molecular function: DNA-binding transcription factor activity, RNA polymerase II-specific; RNA polymerase II cis-regulatory region sequence-specific DNA binding.